Molecule: messenger RNA, 1042 nt
Organism: Hippopotamus amphibius kiboko
Lineage: Eukaryota; Metazoa; Chordata; Mammalia; Artiodactyla; Hippopotamidae
Gene: ARRDC5
Product: arrestin domain containing 5
Exons: 3
Coding region: 11-1024 (337 amino acids)
Biological process (GO): protein transport
Cellular component (GO): cytoplasm
Source: RefSeq, a predicted model, not a curated record
CCAACCCCUCAUGUCUGUGGUGAAGUCGAUCGAAUUAGUGCUGCCCAAGGAUGCGGUCUACCUGGCCGGCUCCAGCAUAAAAGGGCAGGUGGUUCUAACUCUGAAUAGCACGCUGGUGGACCCCAUUGUGAAGGUGGAGCUCGUGGGAAGAGGUUAUGUGGAGUGGAAUGAGGAGAUUGGGGCAUCCCGCGAUUACAGUCGAGAUGUUAUUUGCAACAACAAGGCUGACUACGUGUACAAGACAAAGACAUUCCCAGUGGAGGAUAAUUGGUUAAGUGCAGGCAGCCACAUCUUUGACUUCCAUUUCAACUUACCUCCCAGGCUCCCUUCUACCUUCACCAGCAAAAUCGGCCAAGUCUUAUACUUCGUGCAGGCCUCCUGCAUGGGUCGCGAACACAUUCUAGCCAAGAAGAGAAUGUACUUGUUGGUUCAAGGGACUUCUUCGAAUUUCCACGCAGAAAACCCAUUGCAGAAUCCUCUGUUCGUGGAGGCUGAGAAAAAGAUCUCCUACAACUGCUGCAGCCAGGGCACCAUCUGCCUGCAGAUCCAGAUGGAAAAAAAUACCUUCGCGCCGGGGGAGAGGGUCAUUUUCACCACGGAAAUCAACAACCAGACCAGCAAGUGCAUCAAGACGGUCAUCUUCGCCCUCUACGCCCACGUGCAGUACGAGGGCUUCACGCCCAACGCGGAGCGGCGCUCCAGGGUGGACAGCAGCGAGCUGCUUCGGCAGGAGGCCAACACCCAGAUCACACCCUUCAACACCACCAAGAUCGUCAGCACUUUCCACCUCCCGCCGGUGCUGUCCGUGAGCGGCGGGACGCAGGACAGCGAGAUCAUGAACACCCGCUACGAGCUGGUCAGCACCGUCCACCUGCCCUGGUCCCUGAGUAGCGUCAAGGUCAAGGUGCCCAUAAUCAUCACCAGCGCCCCCGCGGACUCGGACAGCUGCGGGCUGCGGGACGCGGGCAGCGUUUCCCAGGAGCUCGAAUCGUCAGAAUCACAUGCCCAAACGUCUAAAUAUUAAAAGUUUUAUCAGCCUCUA